AUGCCAUCUGAAAACCCUCUUCCGGAUAAAAUGAGGUCUCCGUUACAUAAACUACAGAGUGAAAUAUCAAAGGAUCUACUGUCAAUGCGCCCAAGGACAAGGCCGAUGUUCAAUAAUUCCUCUUCUUCAGAGCUGGAUUCCAUUGUAAGCUAUUCGGCAAAUGGACUACAGACCUUGAAUGACAAUGAAAGUGUUUAUUCGUUUGAGUCAGUCUCGACCAAUGGUCGACUUUUAGACCGGUUAGACUUGGAUUCGGAAGACUUCAGUUAUGACGAUGAACAGACCACGCGAAGAGAUUCCUACAGCCUGAUACAUUCUACUGGCCGCUUAUUAGAUCGCUUGGGGCUCGAUGACAAUACCAACGAACAAGGUACCUCCAGUCUUCCGUCUGUUGAUCUGAGAGUAAAGCCAAUACGCGCCAGUUCUUCUAUAAGCUUGGAAAGGAUGAGAUCCGGUUCCAGCAUUCCCGCAAGAAUACAGUCUCAAAGUGCAAGAAUGCCAUUAAAAUCCACGACCUACAAAACAAUUCUGCGGCGGGAAAAUGGUUCUGUUGUGUCACUAAAAGCGGACUUUUCUAAUCUGUAUCAAAACUCCUCUACUUCUUUGGUAUCAUCUGAAAACUUGCCUCCUCCAUUGCCACAUACGCUUAUGCGGCUAGAUUCAACGGGAUCUAGAUCUUUUGUUUCCGAAAAUCAAGAACAAAGUAAAGAUGAGUAUUCGGAGAAGCCUGGUUCGAACACAUCUUCUCCAGAGACCAUCCACUAUAUCCCGUCCCCACAACCAAAUGGGAAGAGGAAUCUUUCAUCAUCCUCCAACGCAUCUAAUUCUUCGCUAGAGACACUGAACAUUCCCAUCUUCAAUCCAAACACUAAAUUUGACCCGUCUUUGGAGCAAAUGGUGAAGAAGGCAUUGCAAACGAAAGCCCAGGGUAACCUCCGGGAAGCGUCAUAUCUGCUUCAAACUAUAGCUAAUAUUCCCAACAAUUACCCCAAGGCCAUGUAUCUUUACGGAAAAGCACUCAAGUUAGGACAGGGGGUCAAAUUGAACGAAGCACAUGCAAUCAAAUGGUUCUCCCGCUGUAUUCUAGUAUCCUAUAUACUUGAGACCGUUACCAUCGACGCUAGUAGCAUGAACAAUUAUGCCACUAAAUUGAGCGAGCUAGGUCCGCAAGAGUGUGUUGCCAUGGUAAAGAAAAACAUAGAAACGGAAACAUUAGAUCCGAUUGCUUUGUUUGAUCACUUUUCAAGCUUUCCUCAGCAAACGAUUAACAAAAUGAUCCAGAUCAAUUCAAAGGAUAGCAAUACUGUUGGUGGAGCAUACUUUCAGCUAGGCGAGUGUGUAUUGCUAGGUUUAGACUCCUUGGUCAAAGACGAGGUUGUUGGUCGAAUGUUUUUAAGUAAAGCUGCUUCCUUGGGAUCUUCAGAAGCCAUGGUUAAGUUGGGCGAGCUUUGGAGCUCGAAGUCGAAGCAUUUUAAAAAAGAUUUACAUCAAGCUGCAGCAUGGUUAAGACUUGGAGAGCUCUUUGAUUCCAGAAUUAUAGGCAACAGUUGGAUUUACAAGGAAAAGUACAUGGCAAAGGGGAAAUCGAAAAGGUAA
This is a messenger RNA of Clavispora lusitaniae ATCC 42720, 1596 nucleotides long. RefSeq lists its product as uncharacterized. Lineage: Eukaryota; Fungi; Ascomycota; Pichiomycetes; Serinales; Metschnikowiaceae. The record is from RefSeq and is a predicted model, not a curated record. Gene Ontology annotation, cellular component: cell division site. Gene Ontology annotation, biological process: negative regulation of G2/M transition of mitotic cell cycle. Gene Ontology annotation, molecular function: protein binding.